Messenger RNA from Cadophora gregata, 3171 nucleotides. Its product is annotated as FKBP12-associated protein. The record is from RefSeq and is a predicted model, not a curated record. Gene Ontology annotation, biological process: negative regulation of transcription by RNA polymerase II. Gene Ontology annotation, cellular component: nucleus. The transcript has a single exon. Gene Ontology annotation, molecular function: RNA polymerase II transcription regulatory region sequence-specific DNA binding; DNA-binding transcription factor activity, RNA polymerase II-specific; zinc ion binding. Lineage: Eukaryota; Fungi; Ascomycota; Leotiomycetes; Helotiales; Ploettnerulaceae. Bases 1 to 3171 code for a protein of 1056 amino acids.
AUGUCUGCCACUGGUCCUCCACCUGUCACAGCUUCUAGUUCCGGCAGACCUCGUCAACGUCGAGGUCCAAGAAGAGGUCGAGGAGGAGCUACGAGCACACCACAACCAGCUGAUCCCUCACUGGCUAUUCGCCCAGCUUCGGUCACACCCCAAUCAACUCAGACAUCUACAUCAUCUAGAGGGAAUGGCAGACGGGGUGGAUACAGAGGCAGAGGGAGAGGUGGCGGGCAACUGUUGGUCAAUGGACAGAGAACAUUCGGAGGGCAAUUGACUGCAGCAACACCAAGUGAAGGAUCUCUGGCAGGAGAUGCUCCUGAAUUUAUACCUGGCCAGCCAGUCGCACCACGAGCUCGAACUCACCAACCACGAAACCCACCUCGCCGCCGAAUGUCGAAAUCCCAAGCCCCGGAUAUUGCUACAAGAGUACACGAGGAUAUCGCAAACGGACAAUACGAAUGCGUGAUCUGCACAAACGAGGUUCAAUCGAACUCGAAAGUCUGGAGUUGCAAGAUCUGUUGGUCGGUUCUACAUCUAUCCUGUGUGAAGAGAUGGUCCAUGAACGAUGUUUCCAAGCAGGAGUCUGCUGCCAUGCACAACGAUGAACUCCCCCCACCAAGACAGUGGCGCUGCCCCGGUUGCAACGUUCCGAGAGCGGACCUCCCGAAUAAUUAUUCUUGCUGGUGUGAAAAGGAGAUUGAGCCUCAGUGGCUCCCGGGCUUGCCACCACAUUCUUGUGGACAAUCAUGCUCGAAACGGAGAGGUGGUUGCCCACAUCCUUGCGAAUUGAUCUGCCAUGCUGGUCCUUGUCCACCUUGUGGUCAUAUGGGUCCUUCGUUAUCUUGUUAUUGUGGGAAGGAGACGAGUACUAGGAAAUGCAUUGAUACGAAGUAUGAGGAUGGUUGGACAUGCGGCCAGGUUUGCGGAGAAGAUCUACCAUGUGGAGAACAUACUUGUGAUCGAGAGUGCCAUGAAGGUUUAUGCGGAAGCUGUGACGUGGAAGUGAAAUCGAGGUGCUACUGUGGACGUGAACAGAAGACCCUGAAAUGCUCAGAACGAGAAGAUCAGAUGGAAAGCCAGUCGAAGGAUGAGACUUGGAUGGGAUCAUUCAAUUGCGGAGUGGAAUGCCGAAAGCCAUUCGAUUGUGGGAAUCCAAACCAUUUCUGCGAACAACCAUGUCAUGUUCAAGAUCUGGAGCCAGCCCACUGCCCGCUUUCACCGGAUGUCGUUACGCAUUGCCCAUGUGGCAAGACGCCAAUGGAAGUCCUACUUUCGGAACCUCGCUUAGAUUGUUCAGCACCAAUACCACAUUGCCCGGAGAAAUGUCAGAAGUUACUUGCUUGUGGCCAUCUUUGCGAACAGAAAUGCCACGGUGGAAGCUGUAGACCCUGUCUUCAAACAGUUCAAAUCACUUGUCGAUGUUGUAGGACAACUUCCAACUCAGUCUGUCAUCAAGGUCUUGAUGAACCACCUCAAUGCCCUCGGGUCUGCCGCUCUACCCUUAAUUGUGGACGACAUGAAUGCGGUGAACGUUGCUGUCCUGGAGAGAAAAAGGCCAAUGAACGACAAGCUUCAAAACGGAAGCAUCGAGCCCUUAACGCACCAGCUAAUGGAGAGGAAUAUGAACCCGAGCACAUCUGCUUAAAAGUCUGUGGCCGACCAUUGAAGUGUGGAAACCAUACUUGUGCUUCGCUAUGUCACAAGGGACCUUGUACAAGCUGCCUGGAGGCCAUCUUCCAUGAUAUUAGCUGUGCAUGUGGCCGGACUGUGCUUCAACCACCUCAACCAUGCGGUACAAAGCCACCCGAGUGCCGAUUUGAGUGUACCCGACAACGAACUUGCGGACAUCCUCAAGUUAAGCAUCAAUGCCAUGAAGCUACUGAGGAUUGUCCCAAGUGUCCGUUCUUAGUCGAGAAAGCUUGCAUCUGCGGGAAGAAGACUCUAAAGAAUCAGCCAUGUUGGUUCACAGAGGUUCGGUGCGGUUUGCCUUGCAAUAAGAAGCUCCGAUGUGGCAACCACUUUUGCCAGAAGAUGUGCCAUCGUACAGGGCAAUGUGAAGAUCCGUGCACUCAGGCAUGUGCUAGAAAGAAGACAGUCUGCGAACAUACCUGCCUGGAUCCAUGUCAUGCUCCGUAUCCUUGCAAAGAAGCCACACCAUGUCAGGCAAAGACCUUCAUCACUUGUGAAUGUCAAAAUCAGAAGCAGGCUAACAGAUGCCUGGCCUCGAAGACUUCGCCCGGUAACUCUGAGAAGACUUUGGAGUGCAACGAUGAAUGCUUGAGACUUCAACGGAACGCGAAACUCGCAGCAGCGCUCAAUAUCGACCCAGCAACUCACACCGAUGACCACAUUCCAUACUCUACGACAACCCUCUCUUUCUUCGCAGACAACCAGAAGUUUGGCCAGCAGUACGAACGGGAAUUCAGAGUCUUCGCCGCAGAUGACAAAGAGAAACGCCUUCGCUUCAAGCCGAUGCAACCACAUCAACGAGCCUUCAUCCAUGCCUUGGCCGAGGAUUUCGGUCUCGAUAGUGAGAGCCAAGAUCCAGAGCCACAUCGACACGUUUGCAUCUUCAAGACUCCGCGAUUUGUAUCAAGCCCUCUGAAAACACUGAGCCAGUGCGUCAAGAUACGUGCAGCUCCAGUUCCAGAGCCUAGUGUCUCCAAGCCACUUGUCUCGAGUGCCGAGCCGUGGAACGCAUUCCUUCUAUGCAAUCCCAAGUUCGGAAUCACUAUCGACGAGCUGUAUGCAGAUCUGAAGCCUGAAUUUGCAGCGGCUGGCAUCGACUUUGAGAUAUCUUUCCUUCCAUCUGGGGACGUCGUGCUCAAAGCUCUAACCAGCACAUCCUGGCUGGUCAAGAUCGACAAAGAGCUGGCAGCUAUCAAGACUUCCGUCAGUAAAAAGGUGUCGAGCCUUGGCCUCGCGUCAUCGACGACUCUUUGUGCAGUGGACAGCAAUCUCAAUGUUCUGAGAAGAGAAGAUGAGAACAAGGCGAGUGGAGGAUGGAGUCAGGUCGCCAAGGGUGGAUCUGCCUUGAAAGUUGUGCCCCAGGCUACUGUUGGUGCCAAGAGCAGUUUUACGGUACUUGGGACCAAGAAGAUGAAGGAGCAAGAGAAGAAGAAGGCUGUUGAAGAAGCAGUGGAUGAUUGGGAGGUUGAGGCUGAUGCCGUCUGA